Diatraea saccharalis (sugarcane borer) is the source of this 733-nucleotide messenger RNA. Lineage: Eukaryota; Metazoa; Arthropoda; Insecta; Lepidoptera; Crambidae. The record is from the annotation of a GenBank genome assembly.
UUAACUUCCUUUCAUUAGUAUUAUUGACGUACAACUUUGGGGUUCUUAUAAAAGAACUGUGACUAUCACACACUUAUCGUUCAUAACUAUCUGAGCGACAAAAACUUAUAUACAAUGGCAGCUAAGGUAAUUUAACUGAGAGUGAUCGUGUAAUUUUAAACAAAAUUAAUUUAAAAAAUGGUGACAAAUUUUGAAGCCAUGAGUAAUAUCUCUUACUCGUUAUACUUUAUUGCAGUACGUGAUUAUCGUUAUGCUGGUGGCAGCUGCUCAGGGCAGCGCCAUCCACGGGGCUGAUUACACCAGCUUCUCGUACGGUGUCUCAGACCCGCACACCGGUGACGUCAAGAGCCAGCACGAGACCCGCGUCGGUGACAACGUAGUCGGCCAGUACUCCCUCCUCGACUCUGACGGCACAAAGCGCACUGUAGACUACGCUGCUGAUGCCCACUCUGGAUUCAACGCUAUCGUCCGCAAGGACCCCGCCCUCGUCGCCCACGCCGCUCCCGUGGUGGCUCACGCCGCUCCUCUCGCCUACUCCGCACCCGCCAUCGCCGCGCCUGCCAUCGCUGCCCCUCUGGCGUACGCUGCUCACACGCCCGCUGUCUCCGCCGUAUCCGCUUACUCCACCUCCCUCGCCCCCGUCGCUGCAUACGCCGCACCCCUCGCCCAUGGUGUGUCCUUAGGCGGUCUCGGUGCCUAUGCAUCUCCCCUCGGCUAUGCCAAAUACUAUUAA